Closterium sp. NIES-67 is the source of this 2267-nucleotide messenger RNA. Lineage: Eukaryota; Viridiplantae; Streptophyta; Zygnematophyceae; Desmidiales; Closteriaceae. The record is from the annotation of a GenBank genome assembly.
UGAUCGCCUCUAAAGAGUCUGUCCUGACGUUGCACUUCAUGUUAUGGCGGAAUAUAUACCGUUCUCCUCAUCGUAAUUAACUAGCUGGAAACCACACGGACCGGUUACGUAUCCUCCUUCGACAGCAGCACGGACUGAUUCGCGGCUGGGCACGAAGAGACGGGCUCAUGCCUUACCGCUUACUAGGCCCUGCGAUCAACCCCACCGGCGCUGUCACUCCCUGGUGCAGCUGAGAAGACGCCAUGACUUUUUAGUCUACUCAAAAGUGCAGCUGCGAAGUCGUUUUGCACGACUCAGAAUACAUCUCACUCGAAUCUCACAUCUCACGCACACGUUUUACACAUCAGCCGCAUCAUCCGCCGCUGGCGCCCGACUUCUGGCCCUCCAGCCGCGCAGUCCUCCGUCAUUCGCACAUCCCUAUAGAAUCACGCGUUACAGGAUAUACAAGUGCUCCGCGGAAGCCCAUGGCGCCUGCCUGCGCGGAAAUCAGGGGAGCUGCGGGCAGAACCGGCGCGGCCGCUCUUGCGCGGACCCUCCCCGCCUCAGCCGAUCGCGGGGCGCCAGUCGCAGCCCGCCACGUGCAUUACGAGUCGAGGAAGACUCGACAUUUGACAGAAACAGGAACAGGGGCAAGGGCACGCGCAAAGGCAGGGGCAGCCCGGCAGCGCGAUUCUGUCUGCUACAGCUGCAGCAGCAGCUGCAGCUGCUGCUGCUGCGUGGCUAAUCGACGGGAUCACUCGUCGUCGCUCGGAGCCCAGCUACGGCCCGUAGCCGCGCUACAGCCGUGGGACGCGCUACAGCUCUCUUCGCCGCCGCGAGGUCUGGGCUUGGGAGUCCGAGGCUCGGGCGGCGCAGUGGUUGGCGGGAGGAGAAGCGGCGCGGUGGGCGGAGGCGCAGGGGCGCGCCGAUCGCUGCCGUGUCGGCGGAACGGUGAUUCGUGGCGGCAACCACUCACGAGACCAGCCGCGCUGGCAGUCCGUUGCGCCGGGUCUGGCUCCGACGGCGUUAACUGGACCAAACGCGCCGACACAGGCGGGGAUAGCGGCACGAACGCCAGCGCUUCCAGCAGCAGCAGAAGCGGCGGCGGCGGCGGCGGCGACGGCACCAGCGACAACGGCGGUAGCAGCAGUGGCAGCAGCAGCGGUGGUGGUAGCAACAGCAGUAGCAGCACCAGCACCAACGGCUUCGGCAGCUUCGAUGGCUUUAAGGGCUUCGCGUCGUCGUUCCAGGAUUUCGGCAAGGGCAGCGGCUUUAACUUCCGCAACUUCGCCGCCGGUAAUAAGAGCGGGGGGAGCGGCGGAAGCGGCGGAAGCGGGGGAAUGGGGGGAAGCGCGAGCAGCAGCAGCAGCAGCCGCAGCAGCAGCCGCAGCAGCAGCGGCAGCAGUAGCAGCGAUCCGCAGAAGCAGCUGGCGGGAAUUGUGGCGGACGUGCGGCGACUGGGCCUGUCGGGGAUCGUGUUCGGCGCGAUCUGCGGCAUGCACGGCGUGGCUCACGGCACGCUGGGCGGCACGGGGGAGCGCGUGCUGGAGGGACUGUCGCAGAUAUGGUUCAUCUUCAUCAUGCUGGACGUGGUCCUCACAGCUGCCACGUGGAUUGCUGGGGGCGCCGCGCAACUGCUGGUGCUGGCGUUCGCUAUGUGUCCGUGGUGCGGCCAUCAGUUCCACUACCACAGCGACUUCUUUCAGGGAGUGAUGGCAUGUCCCCGCUGCUUCCACCCGCUCAGAUAUGAGAACGGCACGUUCCUGCGUGAUCGCCCGCGGUUCUCCCGUGUGGACUUCAGCUACGACGUCUUUGCAGAGGCUGAGGAUGAUGAGGUGCGUAGGCAGAAAGCCCUUCCUCCUGUGGUGGAUGUUGACGCCACUAUCACCGACAAACACUGACAGCUCGCCUGAAGGGUCACUUCGCCAUGAUACACCUGCCACCGGUGGGCAAGUUCCAGCUGCACCCCCCUUGGAAAUUCGAGGCACGGUACUUGGCGGCUUCCAUGGCGUGAGACAGAGAGCGCGAGUGAAACCCUGGAGGCGGUCUGUUCCCUUCACCUCCUUGUGGCGUUUCCUUUGGUACAGCAUGCGUAGCAUCGGACUUUCCCCUACGGACAUUUCCUUGGGUACUGCACCAGGUUUUGUGGGUCCCCUCUCGAUCCCUCAACAACAACUACCUCAUAGAUAUGUUUUGUGUUUGAGUGCGUGUGUGUGUGCGCCUGUGAGUGUGGGUGUUCAUUGCUGAAAUUGAAAAAGCUUGCACCUUUUCUAGCAAUGACAGCAUCC